AUGUGGUUGGUCAUGCCGUUGCUGGAGGGCGGCUCCUGCGCCUACGUGAUGAGGGCCACUGGAGGGCAGUCAAUGGGUUUUGAGGAUGAGAGUGUCAUUUCUUACAUCCUGCGUGAGGUUGCAAAGGCUGUGAAGUACUUUCACGACAACAUGCAGAUUCACCGGGACUUGAAAGCCGGGAACAUCCUCCUGAGCCUUGAUGCUAGGGUUUUUCUGUCAGACUUUGGUGUUGCCGCACCUUUGAGGGACGACAAGAAGCGACAAACCUUCGUGGGCACUCCAUGCUGGAUGGCUCCAGAGGUCUUAGAGCAAACCCAUGGCUAUGACUACAAGGCAGAUAUUUGGUCUUAUGGCAUCACUGGCAUCGAGCUGGCAACGGGGGAAGCGCCCUACCAAAGGAUGCAUCCUCUGAAGGUCAUGAAGAUCAUCAUCGAAAAGGAUCCGCCCAAGGCAAAUAGGAAACUCUCGCACCUCUUCUUAGAUCUCAUUGAGAUGUGUUUGCAGAAAGAUCCCAAGAAGAGACCUACAAUGGAGGAGGUCUGCGCGAGAAACGCCAAGUUCUUCCGGACGGCGGACGCCGAGCCGCUGAAGAAGCUGCUGAGCCGUCUGCCGCCCUUGGAUCAGAGGAUCCCACCGUCCAACCAUAGAGAGGCCUUGCUUCAACCCAUGAUCAUCGACAAGGCCAUUUGCAUUGCCGGUCCAGCCGAUGCAUCCGCCUUGUUGGAGGGCGAGGGGCUCAUCGUUGCAGCUGGGCCUUCCAUGAGCUCGGUCGUGCUCAGCCGGCUGCGUCUCCGCGUGGCCCACGGCGGUUGCGCCCUGCUGUUGGCCGGUGGCUGCAGUGUGGAGCGAUGUGAGGUGGACACGGCUGGCAUGGGCAUAGGCAUCGAAGUAGCUUCACACCGUGACGUACGAGUGCUGCGCUGCGUGGUCAGAGAUUGUGAGGUGGGAAUCUCUGUGGCUGGUGCGGCCGCGGCGUUAUUGGAGGGCACCCAUAUCGAGCGCUGCAAAUGCGGGCUUUCCCUCACAGGUCUCGAUGUGAAGGAAGGUUGGUGCGACGUCUUAGAGCCUCUGGCGACGGCGUCUUUGACGCUGAAUGAGGUUGACUUGAAGCUUCGUGGGUGGAGUGUGCAGGAUCAGGCUGGUGCAGUUCGGCAAGCGCCCGCGGGAGAAGAGAUCUCCCUGAGUGGCUGGCCGCUCGAACAGUGCAACGUGGUGGUGCCCACCGAUGGUGGUCCCGUGGUGCUUCACAUCAAUGGUGGCAAGGUGAACGCCACGCUGUGGGAUGAUGAGGCUGAGGCAGAAGAAGAUGGCAGUGUUCCACAGGAUGACUCCUUUCACGAGCUGGACAUCUCAGGACUUCCCUGA
This is a messenger RNA of Durusdinium trenchii, 1365 nucleotides long. NCBI's taxonomy places the organism in Eukaryota, Dinophyceae, Suessiales, Symbiodiniaceae. The record is from the annotation of a GenBank genome assembly.